AUGUCCUCGUCCGCCGGCACGGCUAUCAAGUUCAUCGGUACAUUUGUCGGCCUAACAGCCUUAGGCGUCGGCCUUAUGAAGGCUGUCGUGCCAACGCCGGAACAAACGUAUGCGGCUAUGGCGCCGGACUUGCGAAAGCGAGUUGACGCGAACCGUGCUGCUCGGCUUGCUAUGGAGCAAGAGUACAGGGAACAACAUAAUAUCAAGUCUGUCGAUCCUGAUAACGCAAAACCAGUAUGGGCGGACAAGCCAUCAUGA
Peniophora sp. CBMAI 1063 is the source of this 258-nucleotide messenger RNA. The record is from the annotation of a GenBank genome assembly. NCBI's taxonomy places the organism in Eukaryota, Fungi, Basidiomycota, Agaricomycetes, Russulales, Peniophoraceae.